This is a messenger RNA of Oncorhynchus keta (chum salmon), 4257 nucleotides long. Its product is annotated as zinc finger protein 501-like. The record is from RefSeq and is a predicted model, not a curated record. Gene Ontology annotation, cellular component: transcription regulator complex; PcG protein complex. Gene Ontology annotation, molecular function: RNA polymerase II cis-regulatory region sequence-specific DNA binding; DNA-binding transcription factor activity, RNA polymerase II-specific. Gene Ontology annotation, biological process: regulation of transcription by RNA polymerase II. The transcript has 3 exons. Lineage: Eukaryota; Metazoa; Chordata; Actinopteri; Salmoniformes; Salmonidae. Bases 272 to 1852 code for a protein of 526 amino acids.
UUAUGGUUAUGCUGCUAGUGUGACGUCUAAUCUAGUGGACGGAAAUCUUAUUUCAACAGCAGCAACAAUAGUUAGUCAGACAACUCAGUAGCUUGCUAGACAAAAUAGCCGAACCAAUAUAUCGCUUUAGUGUAUAUUAGCCACUGUGUUUUAAACCCACUUCUGUCGUCUUGGUUAGUCAUCCGAUUUAAUUUCGUAUUUACGGUGUUGUUGUUAUUAUUCAGAUUGCGGUCUGGUUAAGUUAGCAUUAGCCUAGCUAACAUCCCCGACCAUGCGGUCACUAAGCUACUCUCCUUCUAAUGAAGAGGAGGAUAUCACAGUAAAACAAGAAGUAGAGGGUGAGGCCGUUACUGUGAAAGAAGAGGAAGACAUGUUCAGAGUGAAAGAGGAGGAGGAUGUUACAGUAAAAGGAGAGGAUGAAGCAGUUUAUGGAGUGAAAGAGGAGGAGGAGGAGAUGAUUGUUACAUCGAAAAAGGAGGAGGAAGAAGAGGAGGAAACUGGAUAUCUGGGCCUGGUUUCCCAAACGCAUCUUAAGGCAUCCAAUGGUUCUAACGAUGAAUUAAACCAUAAGAUGGUUUUGAGAAACCGUUCCCUGAUUAACACUAGAGAGAGAACUGUCUACCAUGGGUCCUCUUGGGAGCCUCAACAACGUCAUGAUGCUGACAAGGCAGAGAAGAGUCUCUCCCGAUCAGAACUCCUCAAGAAACACCAGCAGAGACCCACAGGAAAGAAAUCUUAUUGCUGCUCUGACUGUGGGAAAAGAUUCACCUCAUCAGCAGGCAUUAAAAUUCAUCAGAGAAUCCACACUUUAGAGAAACCUUAUUGCUGUACUCAAUGUGGGAAGAGUUUUGAUGCAUCAAGCCAUCUUAUUGUACACCAAAGAACACACACAGGAGAGAAACCAUAUUGCUGUGAUCAAUGUGGGAAGAGGUUUACUCAGCUAUGCAACCUAAUAUCACACCAGAGAAUACACACAGGAGAGAAACCUUAUAGCUGUGAUCAAUGUGGGAAGAGUUUUACUCAGCAAUGCACCCUAAUAUCACACCAGAGAAUACACACAGGAGAGAAACCGUACAGCUGUGAUGAAUGUGGGAAGUGUUUUGCAAGGUCGAGCAAUCUGACUCUUCACCAGAGAACACACACAGGAGAGAAAUCUUAUAUCUGUGAUCAAUGUGGGAAGAGUUUUACUAGGCUAAGCAGCCUGAUAUCACACCAGAGAAUACACACAGGAGAGAAACCAUACAGCUGUGAUGAAUGUGGGAAGAGUUUUGCAAGGUCGAGCAACCUGACUCUUCACCAGAGAACACACAUAGGAGAGAACCCCUAUAGUUGUACUCAAUGUGGGAAGUGUUUUUUUACAUCUAGCCAUCUGAAGAUACACCAGAGAAGACACACAGGAGAGAAACCUUAUAGCUGUACUCAAUGUGGGAAGUGUUUUGUUCAAUCUAGCCAUCUGAAGAAACACCAGAGAACACACACAGGAGAGAAACCUUAUAGCUGUACUCAAUGUGGGAUGAGUUUUGUUCAAUCUGGGGAAGUGAAGAUACACCAGAGAACACACACAGGAGAGAAACCCUAUUGCUGUACUCAAUGUGGGAAGAGUUUUGUUCAAUCUUGCCAUCUGAAGAAACACCAGAGAACACACACAGGAGAUAAACCCUAUAGCUGUGAUCAAUGUGGGAAGCAUUUUACUCAGUCAAGCCACUUGACAGCACACCAGAGAACACACACAGGAGAGAAACCUCAUAGCUGUACUCAAUGUGGGAAACGUUUUACUCAGUCAAGCCACCUGAUAUCACACCAGAGAACACAUACAGGAGAGAAACCUUAUAGCUGUGAUACUCUGAUAUAAGAUAUCUGAUUAAACAUCAGAAAAUACAUGCAUGAAGGAGUUUUUUCAUGAUAUCAAACAUUGUAGAAUCAGUAUUUUAAUGAUGUCACAAUGUAGAAGGUUUUAACAUUGUAGAAGGAGUAUUUGGUUGCUGAUUGCCUCAAGUGUGGGCAGUCAAAAAGUUUUGUGUUUUGCUUUUAGCCUGUGCAUCACAAUUUAUUUUGACUGCAAGUUUUUCCUGUAUUGGAGAUGAGUUUUGUUUGGGCUCCUUCCAAGGGGACGAGAGUUCUAGAAGCAAGUGAGUUUAAGGAUUCUAUAGAAAGAAAAAGAAAAGAUACGAUUGUAUAUUAUUAUUUAGAAAUAAAUGUUUUUUAAAUAGUUUUUAAUUGUUGACAGCCUGUAGACACCAUGUUUAUAUUGUAGAAGGUGAAGUAUUGUAGUAGAAUAUGUGAAAUGGAAGUUAUUUUCUGUUGGUGGUGCGCAAAAAUUUCCAACAACAAUAUAGGAUAUAUUUGUUGUUUUAAAGGGGAAAGUGUUACAGGCUUUUGUUUUUCCAUUUAUGUUUUGAGGUUGGACUUUAGCACGUAGGAAAGGGGGAUACCUAGUCUGUACAACUGAAUGCGUUCAACUGAAAUGUGUCUACAGUGCACUGAUUGGUGUCACCUCGUUUCACCCGACCUGGUCCAGGUUUUAUUUAAGAGUGUCUGGCCCAGUGCUCCAGUUGUAUUGAUAGAUGUGGAGAGUCAACACCUUUAGUUGCUCCACCUUUUUUGAUUUGCUUCCUGGGGGGGAUGGUGGGUGGGGAGGGAGGACCCAACACACUGCCUGGGUCAUGGGUUGGGAUGGAGGACGGGGGGGCGUCAGGAGAGGAGAGGACGUCCCCGCCGGUGGAGAUGGACCAGGGGAGCAUCGGGUGAGUCUCCUGUUUUUUCUUUGGUUUUUGGGGGUUUUAUUUGUUGUUAAUAAUUAAAUGAAUAGUUCUGUUUCUUUUUUUAGUCUAAAUGUUAGGGGGUUAAGGAAUAAUGUUAAAAGGAGGGCGGUUUUUUGUUAUUUAGAGGGGGUGGGGUUUGAUUUUGUUUUUUACAGGAGGUUCACCUGAGGGAUGGUGGGGAUGUGUGUAGAUUUAAGAGGGAGUGGGAUAAGGGGGAAUCUUUUUGGGGCAUAGGAGGGGUGCACUCAACAGGAGUAGGGAUUUUGUGUGGGCAUAGAGAGGUUAAAAUAGAGAACACUUUUGUAAUAAUGCAGGGUAGAAUUUUAGGGAUAGAUGUUAAGUUUAGAGAAGCUAGAUAUAGGUUAAUUGGGGUGUAUGGGCCACAGGUGGCGGCAGACAGGAGGGAGAUGGUGGACUGUCUGGCGCCCCUGUGUGUUACAAACAGGCACUUGGUGAUAGGAGGGGAUUUUAAUAUAGAUUUAGGGGUAGGUGGUGAUAGCAGUGCAGGCGCCAUCACUGGGCUAAUGGCUUGCCAUGGUCUGGUUGAUGGUGGCCUGCACACUACUCCGGCAAUGGUCGGUCCUACAUGGCGCAACUCCAGGGGCGUUGCGCGGAGGCUCGACUACAUUUUUGUAUCCAGGUCUUUGGGUCAGUUGUCUGGGCGGCUGGUGCCUGUUUUCUUCACGGAUCAAGACGGGAUGUUCCUGCAGGUAGGGUCGCCAGUCUGCCUCUUCGGUAGGGGGUACUGGAAGUUAGAUUGGGAUAUACUGGAGGAGCAGGCUUUCGCUGACGCAUUUUUUUUGUUUCUUUCGGAGGCUUGACGGCCUCCGGUCCAUGUGCGAGGGGGUGUUAGAGUGGUGGGAUUUAGUUAAAGUGAGGAUUAGGGCUUUUAUAAUAGGACAUUGUAGAAGGGAAAAAAAGGGAGGAAAGGAGGGAGGUGGAUCGUAUCCAAAGGUUAAUUGAACUCGAGUACGAGGCAGGCAACCUCGGCGGGUCGAUUGACUGGGAGAGAUCCGCAACCCUAAAGGCGCAGCUCAGGGAGCUGCAGGAGCAGAAGGCUCGAGCUUUCCUGGAGCGUACGCAUAGUGGCUUUCUAGAACAUAAUGAGACUUGUUCCGCUAUGUUCUUUAAGUCGGUUAGGGCCAGGCAGAGUAGGAAGGUAAUGCAUGGAGUUAGGGAAGAAAAUGGUAGUAUAGUAAGUAAACCAGAGGAAAUGGUCAGGGUGACAACUGAUCAUUUCCAAGGUUUAUUUAAGGAAAGGGAAAUAGAUGUAGAGCAGGGAAACGUGUUUUUAGAACACUUGUCCCGGCGGCUGCCAGAGGACAUUAGAGACGUGAUGGAGGCCCAGAUCUCACUAGAAGAGGUUGAGAGCGCUCUUAGGAGGAUGGGAAAAGGGAAGGUGCCUGGGAUGGAUGGGCUGCCGGCUGAGUUUUACCUCAAGUUUUGGGGUAUACUUGGACCAGUGGUUCUCGAAGUUUUGAAGGCCAUCCUUGAG